AUGUCCCAGGUGUCCCUUGGAGAUUUUGAUUCACUUUCCAAGGACAAUGUCUUCGAGAAUAACCGUUUGGCCUUUGAAGUGGCCGAGAAGGAGCUGGGCAUCCCUGCUCUACUGGACCCCAAUGACAUGGUCUCCAUGAGGGUCCCCGACUGCCUCAGCAUCAUGACCUACGUGUCCCAGUAUUACAACCACUUCGCCAGCCAUGGCCAAGCCGGUGUCUCACCGCCCGGAAAGGGCGUGUCGCCCUCCUCCCCGCCAUCCACUCCAGUGGAACCAGCAGAGCGGGCUCAGGGCGAGGAGCUCGCCUCAGGUCACCUGUCGGAGCAGGGCGCCCACCGGACCCCCAGCAGCGUGUGCGCAGCCUGCGGGCAGCACGUGCACCUGGUGCAGCGGUACCUGGCCGAGGGCAAGCUGUACCACCGGCACUGCUUCCGGUGUCGGCAGUGCUCCAGCACCCUCCUCCCCGGGGCCUACCGGGCUGGGCCUGAGGAGGGCACCUUCGUGUGUGCGGAGCACUGUCCCAGGCUGGGCCCGGGUGGGCGGGGGGCCAAGCCCCGGUCCCCACCACAGCCAGAGCGGCAGCCAGAAGAAGGAAAGGAAGCUGCAGAAGAAGCCAAGGAUGUGGAGGGAGGCGGCCCCAGCCCUAGGGCGGCUGCAGCGGCUGAGGCCCGGCCCCAGGUCCCCACCAAGCCCUGCAUUCUGGACAAACCACAGGGUCUGGCCAGCCCCCAGGCCGGCCGCCCCAUGCCCGCCCCCAGGAAGACCUUGGAGAGCACAGCCCCAGCGCCCUCCGUGCCCCCGACGCCCGCUGUGCCCCCGACGCCCCGGCCCCGGUCCAGCCUGCAGCCUGAGAACUCGGUGGAGCAGGGAGGCGGCAGCCUGGUGAACGGAAGGCUGCACGAGCCCCCCGUCCCCAAGCCGAGAGGGACGCCCAAGCUGUCAGAGAGGACGCCCGCCCCCAGGAAGGACCCUCCCUGGAUCGCACUGGUCCAGGCAGAGCCAAAGAAGAAGCCAGCCCCUCUGCCGCCCAGCAGCAGCCCCCGGCCGCCCAGCCGGGACAGCAGGCGGGUGGAGAAUGGAGGCGAAGAGGAGGCCCCCAGGAGCCCGGCGGCGGCUGGCCUGGAGCCCAAGCCCUACAACCCCUUUGAGGAGGAGGAGGAGGCAGAGGAGGCGGAGGAGCCCCCUGCUGCACCCAGUCUGGCCACCAGCCCUGCCCAGGCCCAGCCGGAGUCCACACCCAAGUCCCUGCACCCCUGGUACGGCAUCACCCCCACCAGCAGCCCCAAGACCAAGAAGCGCCCUGCCCCCCGGGCGCCCAGCGCAUCCCCGCUCGCUCUCCACGCCUCCCGCCUCUCCCACUCCCAGCCGCCCUCGCCGCCGGUUGUGCCCAAGAGCUCCUCAGAGCCUGCUGUCCACGCUCCGGGCACCCCCGGGACCUCUGCCAGCCUCUCUGCGGGCUCCUCCCUGUCCUCCUCUGGGGAGCUGGCGCAGCCCACCCCGGACCGGACGCCUCAAGCCAGCCCUGGACUCGCCCCCAACACAAGGGGCAGCUCGGGUGCCCAGCCAGCCAAGCCCUGCAGUGGCGCUGCCCCCACCCCGCUCUUGUUGGUGGGAGACAAGGUCCCCGUGCCUUUGCCUGGCACCUCCUCCCCGCAGCUCCAGGUAAAGUCUUCCUGCAAGGAGAAUCCUUUUAACCGGAAGGCGUCGCCCACAGCGUCCCCAGCCCCAAAGAAAGCCACCAAAGGACCCAAGCCAGCAAGGCCUCCUGCCCCGGGACACGGCUUCCCGCUCAUCAAGCGCAAGGUCCAGGCUGACCAGUACAUCCCCGAGGAGGACAUCCACCGAGAGGUGGACACCAUCGAGCGCCAGCUGGAUGCCCUGGAGCUCCGUGGGGUGAUGCUGGAAGAGAAGCUGCGAGGCGGGGUGAAUGAGGGCCGUGAGGACGACAUGCUGGUGGACUGGUUCAAGCUCAUCCACGAGAAGCACCUGCUGGUGCGGCGGGAGUCUGAGCUCAUCUACGUCUUCAAGCAGCAGAACCUGGAGCAGCGCCAGGCCGACGUGGAGUAUGAGCUCAGGUGCCUCCUCAACAAGCCAGAAAAGGACUGGACAGAGGAGGACCGGGGCCGGGAGAAGGUGCUGAUGCAGGAGAUGGUGACCCUCAUCGAGCAGCGCAAUGCCAUUGUCAACUGCCUGGAUGAGGACCGGCAGAGGGAGGAAGAGGAAGAUAAGAUGUUGGAAGCCAUGAUCAAGAAGAAAGAGUUCCAGAAGGAGGCUGAACCCGAGGGCAGCAAGAAGGGGAAGUUCAAGAAGGUGAAGGUGCUGAAGCUGCUGGGAAAUAAGCGUGAGGCCAAGAGCAAGUCCCCCGGGGACAAGAGCUAACAGCGAGGGGACUGCCACCCCCGCUGGCUCAGCCCUGUCCGGGCUGGUUCCGAUGACUCUGAUGCUGGUCAGACCCAAGGAGCAAGCAGGGUCCAGGGCCCAGGGUCCGGGGAGAGGCAGCGGCCGCACACACCUGCCUCGUCCCACCCAGCCCGGCUGUGACGGCAGCUCCUGGGUCCUUCCUUCUGGGCCACGUCCAGACGGGAUUCUUCGCUGUUAAAGUUUGGACCCGAGGGCCCUUCCCCCACGAGGUGUGCGCCCGGCCUCCUGCCUCCAGGGCCCUGCUCCUCGCAGGCAGAGCCGGGCUUGGCUCCGCUGCUGCUUCCUUGCCGGCCCGGCCCAGUUCCUGUCUUCCUCCGGGCAGGGGCCCGAGUCUGCUUCUCCUCCCGGGAGCUCUAUUUAUGAAGUCUCCGUGUUGCUCAGUGACUGUGUCCUCAGCCAUGAGUGCGGCUGAUGGACAAAACCCUCCCUCCGUCUCUGAGUUCCAGGAGGCGCUUCCCUCGUUCCUUGCUCUGUAGGAACCUCACAGGACAGGGGCUGUGAUGGCUGCACUGGGGACCUGGGGGCCCUAAGCUGAGUCUCCCCACAAGGGCCUCGAGGCAGCUCCCUGAUCGCUGAGGGGUCUGCUUGGUGUAGGUGCUAAUCCCGGUCUCUAACACACUGUCGUCUGAGGCUCCCCCCCACCCGGGGGGGGUAGGGCCCGUUCCUGCGUGUGGUCACCACCAGUCUGUCCAUCUCCUCACUCUCCUGUUGCUUGUUCUCCCCGACUGAUUCCCACCAAAGGACUGACCGCCUCUCCCCACCGGGAGGAGCAGUGGGGACCAGGCCUUUCCCCAGGGACUGUGCCCGCAGCUCUUGUCGAAGCACUGUGGCGAUAAGCUAGUUCUGGGACCUCCAGGCCCCUUCCCUCAGCACGCCUCUGGGGAAGAUCUCACUGUAUUCACCCCCACAAUGAAUGGAGACCACUUGAUUGCCGUGCCCUGCAGCCUCGGGCGCUGUGCCCUUGGCCAGGGCUGCCUUCUUUCCCGGGUGCCUCCGGUGCCUGGCCUCACCGGUGGCCCAGGAAGCGUGUAGGGGCUCUGGCCCUCACUGCCCGCCCUCGGGCGCGACUCCCUUGCUCUGGAGGAGAGGUGGCUCCCGCUGCGUAGCCCUGGCAGUCCCCUUCCUCAUGUGCCUGUUGCCCUGGGGCUGGGUCACCGACUCCAGGGCCUUUCGGGGGCCAGGAUGCAGGAACCGGGCUGAGGUGCCUCAGUGUCAGGAGACUCGGGUGGUGGGGACUACCGUGGCCAUGUGCCCAGUGUCGUCAGAUCUUUCCAUUUUUCAAAAGAAGCUAGAAAUCCAGAUUGUGUGUGUGUGUAAUUUGUAAUGUUGGCAACUAAUCUGAAAUUAAAUCGAGGGCAGGCUGAAUGUAUCCUGGGUUCUCCAGUUUGCUGCCUCGCCGGGGGAGGAUGGGCCUUGUCAUGGUGCGCCCUCUGGCCUCAGGUUCCGGAGGGCGGGUGGACACAGGCUUCACGUGGAAUAUUCCAGAACCAGCCCUUGAUCUGGCCCCCCUCCCUGAUCUGUUUGAGGCUGCAGGUGGAGUUUACCCUACAAACCAAAACUUGGGUCAUGUCGCCUGCAGGGUUAUAUGACUCGCGGGUGGAAGGGCUGCUGGACAUUUCCAAAAUAUUUUGAUUUACGGAGAUGGGAAAUGACAGACUGCCGGGGACAGGAGAGCUCGUGAUUGCCAAAGCUGUGGGGGCUGUGCAGUGUGCCCGGCCGGGCUGCCGUGCUGGGCAGACGCCUCCUUUGAGGCUGGGCCUCACAGGUGAGGGUCGGAGCUGAGGCUGGGGCCGGAACCGUGGGCUUGGUGGAAAGACGCAAAGCUGACUUAACCCUGAGUCGGCUGCUUGCUAGCGACAUGACCUUGGUUUUUGCAGCGUGUUGAGCCUCCGUUUUCACGGUGGGAUGACAAUCUUUGUGGGGGGGACAGGGUAUGGAGAGAAUGACUGCGAGAGGAAUCCAGCACCUGCCACAGUGCCCGCUAGGGGGCGCUCAAGAGGUUCGUUCCCAUUUCCACUUGAAAUAUGCAAACAGCUGGAAACAGGCUUGAAAAAAUCUAACUCCUUGAACAAAUAAGCCUUAUCCCUCUGGAAACAAAAGGGUGAGUGUAAUGUGUCAUGACCUGCGUUAAAUGUGUUUUAUUGGCCAA
Molecule: messenger RNA, 4570 nt
Organism: Myotis davidii
Lineage: Eukaryota; Metazoa; Chordata; Mammalia; Chiroptera; Vespertilionidae
Gene: MICALL1
Product: MICAL like 1
Exons: 18
Coding region: 1-2379 (792 amino acids)
Molecular function (GO): protein binding
Source: RefSeq, a predicted model, not a curated record